UUUGACAUAUAAAUUCACACAUUUAUUGAAAUCCCCACUCAAGACAUCCUUACGAGAAGCACAAAUUUAUAUUCAAUACAAAUAAAACUCCCAGCAAUUUCUAGGCAAUUGUGAGAGACUUGAGGUUAGCAUUUACAAUGUAAUAACAGCCCAGCUUGUAUAGCACUGUGGUUUGUGUGCAUUUCUGCUGGGGUUAGCAGUAUCGUCAACAACCAGGAUGCACGUCACGCAAUAAUUUCCUGCAAAGGUGCUAUGGAGUUUCUGAGAAGAGAAUGCAUUCAUUCAAAUCUUCAGUUCUGAUCAAGAGCACACAAACCAGUCACCCGGGAUCAUCUGUGUCUGGACGUUUACAGGUGAACAUAGGCUGGCCAGGUUUCGACUCUCACGAUGUUCGAGGAAAGCAAUUUAACCACCAAUGAAACGUGUCAGAUUUAUGAUGGAAUACUGUAUCCCUUCAUACCCAUUGGCUACAUCAUCAUCUGUUGUAUGGGACUGCUCUGCAACACCGUCACCCUCUACAUAUUUUUCCUCCGACGGCACGCCGACUCUUCCAUGGCCGUGUAUAUGCGUCACCUCGCGUUGGCCGACACUCUCCUGGUCCUGUGUUUGCCACUGCGGAUCUACUACCACAAUAAAGAAGGUCCCUAUUAUUUGUGCAAGGUGGUGGGCAUCUUCUUCUACAUUAACAUGUAUUCCAGCAUCCUGUUCCUCAGCCUGAUCAGCUUGGAUCGCUACCUAAAAAUCAUCAAGCCCGUUUGGGUGUUUCGUAUCCAGAAGACGAGCUGGAGCCAAAUGGUAAGCUAUACCAUCUGGGUGAUCCUCAUAUCGGGAACGAGUCCUUUCUUCGUGAGCAGCAACCAGACACAUCCAUGCAACAAGAUCUGUUUUCACUUCCACAGCAAGGGGGUUCUCGGUGGCAUUAUAAACCUUACUACCGUGGUGCUUUUUCUCAUUUUUUACAUGGCCUUUCUUUGCUUUUAUGGUAAGAUCACUAAUAAAAUCAGGACUAUGUCCCUCGGAAACGGCGAGCCUAAGGGACAAAGUCGCAAAAAGUGGAUCAUCGUAAAGACUUUCUUGGUACCGGCGAUUUUUACGCUGUGCUUCUUACCCUACCACGCAGUACGUAUCCCGUAUGUUCUGGCACAAAUGAGUGUGAUAGGAGAUCUUGGGAGCAAACAAAUGUUGCACAUCUUAAACGAGAGCACCUUGCUACUGUCCACACUUAAUAGCUGCCUAGACCCAGUUAUCUAUUAUUUCUUAUCAAAAGCUUACAGGAAAACCAUAUUAUGCGCUAUUCAGGGCGAGUUUAAAAACAUGUAUGCUUUAAACCGACGAAGGAUCAGCAUAAACCGCUCGCUCACUGAAAUUUAGCUCACCAGAUCAGUCAUUGGAUACCUAUAAAUAAAGAUCAACAAUGCUGUCACUGGGGCAUUACCCUGUCAAAAAGGACACAUUUGCACCUAAAGAGUUUAUAUUAGUACCUCAAAGGUACAUAUUGAUACAACUGUACCUAAAUGGUACAUAUUAGGACUCUUUUAAAGAGUACUGCCCCAGUAACAUGCAGCUCGCAAGCAUUUUUGUCAAUUUUUUCUGACAGUAUAAAUAUAAAAUAUGUAGUUGAUUUAACAAAAUAAAUUGUUUAAUUUAUGCCUAAAUUAUGGCUAGUUUUUUUAAUUGAAUUGAAUUGAAAUGGCUUUACUAUGAAGAGUAAAAGAUUUGUUUUACGUUUCAUUCACGACAUUCCCAUGCUUCCAUUUGUGCAAUUUCAAAAGUUUUCCUUUUAAUGUUUGGAGGACUUUAUCAUUACUCCACAAAUAAAUAAAGAAUAGUUUAAUAUUGUAUAUAAAAAUGAUUGUGUCCAAAUGUUUAAACUGGUAGCGUAUGUGUAGUUAUGUAAAUAAAGAAUACUUUAUAUAUACUGACUGUAGCAUUUAUUGUAUAUUUGUGAAUAGAUUUAUUAAAGCUUUAAUAGAUUUUUUUUAUAACCAUAUUAAAAUUUUACUCAUAGACUUGUUUUUGUUUAAAUAGUAAUAUUAAUUUAUAGAAAAAACAACUUAUAUUUAUGCUAGAUAUGAGUGUGAAGUAUAAAAUUACCUUUGUAAAUGUCACAGAUCUUCCACGGAUGUCAUAGCUCGACAGUGUUGUUUUGUGAUUUUUUUUGUGGUGAUGAUGUAUACAUGUGUUAGCCACAUUAAACGUUAAAGCAACUUUGUUUAUUAAUGGGAAGAUAAAUGCACUUUUUGUUUAAUCUAUAUUUAUUUAAAUAUACUUUAGAUGCAUUUUUUAUUUGAAUUUUGUACCUGAGAGUCUAUCAGUUAUUGUAUUUUUUAGUUACCUGAACGGAAAUACUAAUGUUAGAUUUUAUGUGUUUUUUAAAUGCAUUACUUGCUUACUGCAUCUUUAUUGUAUAAAUGCAUACAUG
This is a messenger RNA of Misgurnus anguillicaudatus (oriental weatherfish), 2422 nucleotides long. It is a transcript of the gene gpr34l, whose product is annotated as G protein-coupled receptor 34 like. The record is from RefSeq and is a predicted model, not a curated record. Gene Ontology annotation, biological process: G protein-coupled receptor signaling pathway. Gene Ontology annotation, molecular function: oxysterol binding; G protein-coupled receptor activity. NCBI's taxonomy places the organism in Eukaryota, Metazoa, Chordata, Actinopteri, Cypriniformes, Cobitidae. Gene Ontology annotation, cellular component: membrane.